CCUCACACUUCGCGAACUAUCACCAAUCUUCGACGAACCCUCUCUCCGCUUCCAGCACGCUCUAUCCUCCUUACGAAUCUGUCAAUUUCUCAGCCCCGCGCACGCAAGCCUCGCUGCCUCCAGCCUCAACAUGUCUAUAAAAGCCACAAAGAGAUCUCAUAGAUCUCCCAUCAUCACUCUCUCAGAUCUACAGUUCACAUCUCCACUGCGAUCGCCGACUACUCUUGAGCCUCAUCCGCCUUAACAAGUCUACAACAAUUCCAUCUAUUCAUCUCGCACCCACACCACCAAACAGUCCACCAACAAUGGCCUUCUUCCUCACUCCCCGCUUCGCACCCGCCUACACGGCGCAAUGCAGCCCUUGGGGAUGCGCACCAGCCCAACCCUCCUACCGCCGCAUCUCGCGCCCAUCCUUCCCAUCUUUCGUCCCCUUCCUCAGCCAGGUCGAUGAGCUGCUGAGCGAACUGGACCGCGAAGCACGCCGCGAAGCCCACCGCCAGCGGCAGCAGCGCAAGCGCGCCUUCCGCGCCCGAUUCGACGUCCGCGAGAACGAAGAAGGAUACCAGAUUGAUGCUGAAGUCCCCGGCUUCGAGCAGGAGAAUAUCGAGAUCGAGGUCACUGAUGAGAACACCUUGAGGGUCGCCGGCAACACCGAGAAGAAGGUCGAGCAUCAGCCACAACCGACCGAGGCCGCACCUCAGGAUGGCAACAUGGAUGGCGCGACGCUCAACGAGCCAGAGCCGGAAGCCACAGGCUCCGGCGCCGCCACUCCGACGCACUCCGACACCGAAUCCCACAAGUCGUACCAAGCGACCGUAGAAGAUGACUACGAGGACCUCGGCGCCGAAACCUCGUCCACACUCUCCGGCGUAUCCACCCCACCCCAGCCCAAGGAAUCCAAGGGCAAGGAGAAAGCCGUGGACAAGCCUACCACCAACAGUGAAACCGCCCCCCAGCAGCAGUCUCAGCCCGAAGCUCCAACACAGCAACAGGAGCAGUUGUCCGAGCAAUUCCAUGGAUCCUUUGAGCGAACCUUCCGCUUCACUGAGAGGGUCAAUGCCGCCAAUGUGAGGGCCAGUCUGAGGGACGGCCUGCUCAGCAUCACCGUGCCCAAAGCCAAGGCUCCGGAAGUCAGGAGGAUUACUAUUCAGUAGACAAUGCAUUUACAGUCGGAGGAGAGCAAUAAGGGCAUAGGAAGGAAGUAAUGGGUUCGACAUCCAUGGAUCGGAGUGUAUCAGUAUUUGACUUGUACGAUACUUAGAUAUCGGUAAUGCGAUUAUGACUUCAGGCUCAAUAACA
Messenger RNA from Trematosphaeria pertusa, 1299 nucleotides. RefSeq names its product HSP20-like chaperone. The record is from RefSeq and is a predicted model, not a curated record. Gene Ontology annotation, biological process: protein complex oligomerization; protein folding; response to heat. The coding region runs from base 306 to 1154 and encodes 282 amino acids. The transcript has a single exon. Lineage: Eukaryota; Fungi; Ascomycota; Dothideomycetes; Pleosporales; Trematosphaeriaceae.